This is a messenger RNA of Colletotrichum abscissum, 2424 nucleotides long. Its product is annotated as FAD-binding domain-containing protein. The coding region runs from base 1 to 2424 and encodes 807 amino acids. Gene Ontology annotation, biological process: defense response; superoxide anion generation. Gene Ontology annotation, cellular component: NADPH oxidase complex; plasma membrane. Gene Ontology annotation, molecular function: superoxide-generating NAD(P)H oxidase activity; calcium ion binding. The transcript has a single exon. Lineage: Eukaryota; Fungi; Ascomycota; Sordariomycetes; Glomerellales; Glomerellaceae. The record is from RefSeq and is a predicted model, not a curated record.
AUGGCUACCCCCACAAACCACCCCGUCACGAACCCCAAAGAGGGCGUCACAUACCUCACCGAAGACGAGAUAACCUCCUUCCUCGACGACCUAGACCACAACGGCGACGGCUACAUCGACUACGCCGAAGUCGAAGCCAAACUCGACGCCGCCCACGACGAGCUCGCGCCCGGCGGUCAGGUAAAGCCUCACCACGUCAUCAGCCGUCACGCCUCUCCAGAGAAACCAAACCAGUCGUCUUCCUCGUCAGACGAGAACCGCCUCCGCCAUGAAUUCCUCCGCUCCGUAAUGGGCCUCGCCGGCUCCGACGACGACGACGACACCUCCCGCACCCGCCGCAUCCCCCGCGCCGCCUUCGCAGCCCGCGUCCGCGAAUGGAAGAUCCCCUCCCUGAAACAAGACGCCGACUCGGAAACCUCCCAACGGGACUUCAUCCAGCACCUCCGCCUCUCCCGCCGCCUCCGAGCCUACUGGGCCGUCCACGGCCCCGAAAUCGCCUUCCUAGGCCUCGUCGCAUCCUCCCUCAUCGCCUUCGGCGUCUGGCAAUGCGUCAAAUACGCCACCACCCCCCAGUACCGCGCCGCCUUCGGCUGGGGCGUCGUCCUCGCAAAGACCUGCGCCGGCAUGCUCUACCCGACCUUCUUCUUCCUCAUCCUCAGCAUGUCGCGCUACUUCUCCACCUUGCUCCGCCGCUCCUACCGCGUUUCUCGUUUCAUCAACUGGGACCUCAGCCAGAGCUUCCACAUCAAGAUCUCGUGCCUCGCGCUCGCGCUCGCGACGCUGCACGCCGUAGGCCACCUCACGGGCUCCUUCUACCACGGGAGCCGACCCGGAAACCAGGACGCCGUGGCAGCCGUCCUGGGCCCGGACGCGGUGCCGAGGCCGUACGUCGAGUACGUCCGCUCGCUGCCGGGAUUCACGGGUAUCACGGCGUUAGGCCUCUUCUACCUCCUCGCCCUGCUCAGCAUGCCUGCCGUGCGGCGUUGGAACUACGAGGUUUUUCAGCUGGCGCACCUGCUCAUGUACCCCAUCAUCGGCCUCAUGAUGGCCCACGGCACCGCGGCGCUGCUGCAGUGGCCCAUGUUCGGCUACUUCCUCGCCGUGCCGACGCUGUUGAUCCUCGUCGAGCGCGUCGUCCGCGUCGGUACCGGGUUCCACAGGAUCAGGGCGACACUGACGGUGCUCGACGGCGAGACGGUCGAGGUCGCGGCCACGAUCCCCAGCGAGCGCAUGUGGAAGUACAGGGCCGGGCAGUACGUGUUUCUACAGGUGCCCGCCAUCAGCGCUUUCCAGUGGCAUCCGUUCACCGUCUCCAUUUGUCAGGGGCGGGAGUUCCGGUUACAUAUCAAGACGGAUGGGAACUGGACGAAGCGGCUCCGUGAUCUGGGCGGAAAAGGAGAGGGAGAAGCCGAUGCGGCAACGGAGAUUGAGGUGGGUAUCAACGGACCCUUUGGUGCGCCGGCUCAGCGGUUCUACGAUUUCAACCAUACCAUCAUCGUGGGUUCAGGCAUCGGCGUCACGCCCUUCUCGGGCAUCCUCGCGGACCUGCAGGCGCGCGAUGACGAGGAGCACGGGGGCCCGACACACUCGCAUCAUCACCGCGCCCACCAACACCGCCACGACUCGGAGACGACCGUCGUGACAGAGAAGAAAGAGACCAACGAGCGAAAGGGUUCAGGAUCGACAAUGGCAGCAGCAACGACAACAGAGGCCCCGGAUGGAAACGACCCCACGAAGCCCCCUAACCCGUCAGAAGCCUUCACCUUCGCCCCCGACUACCGCCGCGUAGACUUCCACUGGACGGUCCGCGACCGAAACUACCUCCUCUGGAUCGCCGACCUCCUCAACUCGGUCUCGCGAAGCCAGGACUGGCACCGUCGCCACGAGGGCCCAUCCCAGCACCUCGACAUCCGCAUCGCCACGCACGUCACCCAGAAACGCAGGGACAUUGUCACGCACGUGUACCGCUGGCUUCUCGAGAUGCACCGCACCGAGGAGCACCCAGAGAGCCCGCUGACGGGCUUGCUGAACCCGACGCACUUUGGGCGGCCCGACUUUGAUGCCAUAUUAGAUAGGCACUACGAGGACAUGCGGAGGUUCCGUGCCAGCAAGAGGAUGAAAGCGAACGCGGGCGGCGGGGCCGCAGCCGACAGCAUGGCAAACGCAGGGGAGGUGGGAACAGACGGGAACCACCGCAGCGAAAAUGGGGACGCUAGAGCCGACGACCGCGGUAGUACCCGAGGCGCUAGCGGCGAGCGGCGGGACGUGGAGGAGGAGGAUGAGGAGCUAAAGGUCGGAGUCUUUUACUGCGGAGCGCCGGUGGUCGGGGAGAUCCUGGCAGACAAGUGCCGGCAGCUCACGGUGCGGGGGCGGCACGACGGCAGCAAGAUUGAGUAUCACUUCAUGAUUGAAGUCUUUGGGUAA